Zeugodacus cucurbitae (melon fly) is the source of this 1413-nucleotide messenger RNA. Its product is annotated as lipase member H. The record is from RefSeq and is a predicted model, not a curated record. The coding region runs from base 146 to 1144 and encodes 332 amino acids. The transcript has 7 exons. Gene Ontology annotation, molecular function: lipase activity. NCBI's taxonomy places the organism in Eukaryota, Metazoa, Arthropoda, Insecta, Diptera, Tephritidae. Gene Ontology annotation, biological process: lipid metabolic process.
CAGAUCCAGUUACAGAGAAAGCGCGAGUCGAGUGCAGAACGGGCGUUAAAAGUUCCUUAGCUUCUUAAGCGAAAUACUAAACGAACCUAAUAAGCGUCUAACACACUUUAAAAUAAAUUGGAGUAUAUAGUUGUUUGGUUUCGAAAUGUUUUCUGUGAGAUUAAUAUUACUCGUUAUACUGCAUAUCAUCUUUGCCAAAAAAGUAACGGCAUUUGGUCACAACUUAGAUGAGCUUGUAUCAAAAGCAAAUAUCUACUACCAACAACCUGCGGAUGCUAGUGGAAACGGUGAACUCAUCCUGAAUGACGUGGAAGGGCUCUCAUCGAAAGCAGAUAUUAAACUAAUUAUACAUGGAUUCACAAGCAGUCGAUUUCAUUUCUCCAUUACUCCGCUCAGAAAUGCCUACCUCGCUAAAGGUAAGGAUAAUGUGUUGCUUGCUGACUGGUCAGAUGCUGCUGCUUUAGAUUAUCCGACCUCACGGAAAGCCAUCGGACAAGUUGCGAAGCAUUUUGGCAAACAAUUGAAAGAUUUCCUUGAUAAGCAUGAGAUCGCCGCCGCUGACAUUCACAUCAUCGGUCAUAGUUUGGGUGCGCACAUCGCUGGUAAUAUUGGCGACUUUUUCAAUGGCAGCAUAGGUCGUGUGACCGGUUUGGAUCCAGCCCUACCGCUCUUUACAGCACUCUCGACCGACAGCUUGCGCGCCACUGCGGCGCAGUUUGUCGAUGUCAUACAUACCGACUUUCCCGUAUUCGGUGAUGGGACUCCGCGUGGUAAUGUCGAUUUCUAUCCGAAUUUCGGUACCGCACCACAACCCGGCUGUGCUGACAUGGAUGUACUCUUGAUAGCUAAGCAAUUAUUAUUCGAACAGUAUAGCUGCAGCCAUAAUCGCGCCGUAUUUCUUUACGCCGAAUCAAUUGGGCAACCGAAGAGUUUUCCAGCGAUAUCCUGUUCUUUGAAUGGCAUAAAAAUGUUGAGUGUGAGUAAUUGUCACAAGAAAGUGAAAACUGCUGCCUUGAAGGGGGAAGUUGACGAAAACGAGGUUGUUUUUAUGGGCGAAGAAGUAUCGAGAAGCGCUUCCGGUUAUUAUUACCUACCCACUUAUGAUGCACCACCCUAUGGCAUGGGAUUAAAUACGAAAUUCUAACGGUAGAUGUCGCGGGCAGGUUUAUGUCUUUGCUAUGUUGAAUAGUCAUAUAUUGUUUCAUCUAGUUACCCUGUAUCGAAUGUGUGCUAAUAUGCUAUUCCAAAUUACAUUUCCUCAAAAUGGACAGUAUUGAACGAGAAACUAUUACCAAUGUAAUCUAAAUUCGUACGAAAUUUGUGUAAAAGCAUUAAACGUUUAUCUAAAUAGUACAAAAUAGUAAAUUGUAAUCCAGCAUAUGUUUAUAAGACAAUAAAGUAGACACAACAAUA